Molecule: messenger RNA, 798 nt
Organism: Mycotypha africana
Lineage: Eukaryota; Fungi; Mucoromycota; Mucoromycetes; Mucorales; Mycotyphaceae
Product: 50S ribosomal protein L30e-like protein
Exons: 2
Coding region: 1-798 (265 amino acids)
Biological process (GO): ribosome biogenesis
Cellular component (GO): ribonucleoprotein complex
Source: RefSeq, a predicted model, not a curated record
AUGCCUGCUACAAAGAAAUCCGUUGGCAAAAAGGUCGCCCCUUCUCCUUAUGCUGUUAAGGGUAAGCAGACUCCCAAGAACACCAACCCUUUGAUCGAAAAGACUCCCAAGAACUUCGGUAUUGGUCAAGAUGUUCAACCCAAGCGUGAUGUCUCUCGCUUCGUCAAGUGGCCUCAUUACGUCCGUCUUCAACGUCAAAAGAAGAUCAUCUACCAACGUCUCAAGGUCCCUCCUGCUAUCAACCAAUUCACUCACGUUCUUGACAAGAACACUGCUACUCAACUCUUCAAGUUGAUGCACAAGUACAGACCUGAAAGCAAGACUGAAAAGAAGGAACGUCUUCGUUCUAUUGCUGCCGCCAAGGCUGAAAAGAAGGAAGUUCCCAAGACUGAUAAGCCUGUUGUCGUCAAGUAUGGUAUCAAUCACAUCACCGCUCUUGUCGAAGCCAAGAAGGCUCAAUUGGUUGUCAUUGCCGAUGAUGUUGAUCCCAUCGAAUUGGUCCUCUGGCUUCCUGCCCUUUGCCGUAAGAUGGGUGUUCCUUACUGUAUUGUCAAGGGUAAAGCUCGUCUUGGUCAAUUGGUUCACAAGAAGACUGCCACUGCUUUGGCUUUGACUGAAGUCUCUGAAGCUGAUAAGGCUGAAUUGGCUAAUCUCGUUUCUGCUGUCAAUGCUAACUUCACGGAGAAGUGGGAUGAAGUCCGUCGCCAUUGGGGUGGUGGUAUCAUGGGUCCCAAAUCCAAUGCCAAGAUGGCUAAGCGUGCUGCUAUUGCCGCUAAGGAAAUUGCUGCUCGUCAAUAA